Blumeria graminis f. sp. triticale is the source of this 1953-nucleotide messenger RNA. The record is from the annotation of a GenBank genome assembly. NCBI's taxonomy places the organism in Eukaryota, Fungi, Ascomycota, Leotiomycetes, Helotiales, Erysiphaceae.
AUGCAUAAAGCACUAUCCCGAGCUGGUCUUUAUCAAACCUCUCGAAGAAGCCGAAAUCAGAUUUGGCCACUACGCGUUGGUCAAGUAAUCGCAAAACAACAGCUUAAUAGUACUAAAUUUGGGGACUUAUCAACGAUAGCAACGGUCUCAGGGCAGAAAGUUGGCUACGGAGAGGAUCACACAAAAGAGAAGAUGCUUAGAUUUGAAGAUUCACUUCCUCGGCUUCCAGUACCAAGCCUUGGAGAAACUGCUAUCCGUUAUUUAAGAUCAGUUCAUCCGCUUCUUAGUCCUACUGAAUAUGAAAAAACGGAACAGGCAGUUAAAGAAUUUAUUAAGCCUGGUGGAAUCGGAAGUCAUUUACAAGAAAGAUUACUUGCUCGUCAGAAAGAUCCAAAAGUAAGGAAUUGGAUUUAUGAAUGGUGGAACGACGCAGCAUAUCUUUCCUACCGAGACCCAGUUGUCCCAUAUGUCAGCUACUUUUAUUCCCAUCGAGAUGACCGUCAUCGACGAGACCCUUCCAAGAGAGCUGCUGCUAUCAGUACUGCUGUCUUAGAAUUCAAAAGACAAGUAGAUGAAAAGACCUUGGAACCUGAAUACAUGAAAAACCUUCCCUUGUCAAUGGAAAGCUAUCAAUGGAUGUUUAAUGCGUGUCGAAUCCCUAAGAAACCAAGUGACCAACCCGUUAAGCAUUCACAUAUUGAAAAUAAACAUAUUUUGGUGAUUCGAAAGAAUCAGUUUUUCAAGGUUUAUCACGAUGUAGAUGGUCAGCAGCUCAACACUUCCGAGCUGGAGAUGCAAUUUAAGCGCAUCCUCGAGAUAGCUAAAAGCGUUCCAGCUGUUGGGGCUCUUACUAGUGAAAAUAGGGACGUAUGGGCAGAUGCUAGAAAUCUUCUCCUCAGAGUCCAUCCGACAAACGCUGCAGCCCUUGCGAUCAUUGAGUCAGCAUCUUUUGUCGUCUGCUUUGAUGAUGCCUCUCCUAUUACUCUGGAAGAGAGAGCUCAUCAAUAUUGGCAUGGUGAUGGCUGCAAUCGCUGGUACGAUAAACCUCUUCAGUUCAUUGUCAAUAAUAAUGGUACAUCCGGUUUUAUGGGUGAGCAUUCUAUGAUGGAUGGAACCCCAACUCAUCGCUUAAAUGAUUAUCUAAAUGAGGUCAUAUUCAAGAAUAAGCUUGACCUCUCCGAUGCGUCUAUCCGCUCUAAUCUUCCUGAUCCUUAUGAAAUUAAGUUUCAUCUCAACAAAGAAAUACAAACUGAGAUUGAGCGCGCGCAAAAAGAUUUUAGAAAAGUUAUCUCCGAGCACGAGCUUAGUGUCCAGGCCUACGAGGGUUACGGAAAGGGUCUUAUUAAAAAGUUCAAAUGUUCCCCAGAUGCUUUUGUGCAAAUGAUUAUACAGCUUGCCUACUUUAAGAUGUACGGUAAAAAUAGACCAACCUAUGAAUCAGCUGCAGUACGUCGCUUUCAGCAGGGCCGGACUGAGACAUGUCGUUCUGUAUCAGAUGAAUCAGUGAUAUUUUGCAGGGCCAUGUCUGACGCCUCCCUGGAACCAUCUAAAGUUGUCGCACUAUUUCGUAAGGCUAUUGACGCUCAUGUGGAAUAUAUCACUGCAGCAACAGAUGGAAAGGGCGUAGACCGCCAUCUUUUUGGACUCAAGAAACUAUUAGCUCGUGAAGAAGAACUGCCAUCAAUAUAUAAAGACCUUGCGUAUUCAUAUAGCUCCAAAUGGUUUCUCUCUACUAGUCAACUUAGCUCCGAGUAUUAUAAUGGCUACGGAUGGAGCCAAGUCGUGGACGAAGGUUGGGGUAUUGCAUACAUGAUAAACGAAAACAGCAUAAAUUUUAAUGUAGUUUCGAAGGGUCUCGGUAGUAAGCGUAUGAGCUUCUUUUUAAACGAAGCUGCAAGUGACUUGAGAACCCUCUUGCUCCCCACACUAGAAAAUCCAAGGCCCAAGCUGUAA